Molecule: messenger RNA, 3589 nt
Organism: Eublepharis macularius
Lineage: Eukaryota; Metazoa; Chordata; Lepidosauria; Squamata; Eublepharidae
Gene: TOPORS
Product: TOP1 binding arginine/serine rich protein, E3 ubiquitin ligase
Exons: 2
Coding region: 103-3135 (1010 amino acids)
Biological process (GO): protein monoubiquitination; protein polyubiquitination
Molecular function (GO): metal ion binding; ubiquitin protein ligase activity
Source: RefSeq, a predicted model, not a curated record
CUUCCCUAUGGGUUGCGUAUCCGGCUCCGCCGGGGGUAGGGCAGCAACAGCCCCAGCCGCCGUCGGCGCCGCCGUUAUUGUUCGGUCGGCCGGUCGCCGCCAAUGGGUGAGCCGCGGGAGCUCCGCAGCCGAGCCGUGGGCUCCAACGGCCGCCGGCGCCAACGAUCCAAACCGAAUAUGGCACCAGCAACAGAUGACUUUGGAUCAGAUGGCUUUUCGCCAAAAUCCAGUACAAAUAAGCUGCAUCAGGCAAUGUCAACGGAUGAAUCACCAGACUCUAAAUGUCCAAUAUGCUUGGACAAAUUUGAAAAUGUGGCCUAUUUGAAUCGUUGUUACCAUAGAUUCUGCUUCCGAUGUGUGCAGGAGUGGUCCAAAAACAAAGCAGAAUGUCCGCUCUGCAAACAGCCUUUUCACUCUAUCAUCCAUAGUAUGCGGUCUGAUGAUGACUUCAAGGAGUAUAUCGUACGACCUUCAGAGAAUGGAUCUUUUGGUAAUCCAGAUGGGAGGCGAUUCCGUUACCGGACUACAUUAACAAGGGAACGACGUACAUCAGUUUUUCCUCGAAGAAAUGCCGCAUCACGAAGGACAACAUCUCCUCCAGACAACGGGAUAUUGUUUGAAAGCUUGUCAAGUCAACCACCAAGGCACAGAAAUGUGGAAAUGUACCAGAUGAUUAGACGUCUUUCAUCACUGCGACAGGCUAACUCAGAGGGUAGAUCUAUGCGACAGAUUCAAGAGCAGGAGAUUAUUAACUUUCGAAGGGCAUUGUAUCGCUCUGGUAUACGUGUUAGAAGCAUUGAAGAUGGAGGUCGUUACAGAGACAUAUCUGCUGAAUUUUUUCGCAGGAAUCCUGCCUGCCUUCACAGGCUAGUUCCAUGGUUAAAGCGUGAGUUGACAGUCCUGUUUGGUGCUCAUGGUUCCCUAGUCAACAUUGUCCAACAUAUCAUCAUGAGCAAUGUGACUAGGUAUGAUUUGGAGAGCCAGGCAUUUGCUGAUGACUUAAAACCUUUCUUACUGCAUCGCACAGAACACUUUUUACAUGAGUUCAUUAGCUUCGCUAGAUGCCCUUUUAACAUAGAUGCCUAUGAUCAGCAUGCCAACUAUGAUUGUCCUGCUCCAUCUUAUGAAGAAGGAAGCCGCUCUGAUUCCUCCAUAAUUACAAUCUCUCCAGAUGAAGCAGAAUCCCAGGAACCGGAACGUAAUGCCUUUACAACUGGAAUCGGUCAGGCACCUUGGGAUGAUGAAACACCAGGCCCCUCGUAUUCCAGUGCAACAGAGCAAGUUUGUCCUGCUGUGUCAGCCUCCUUGGACACUUCAGAAAGCUCCGAUGAUGAGCCCCCAGGCAACGCAACUGAGUCACAAAUGGAGUUACCUGCUAGUGUGGAGACAAAUGAUGACAGUGAAGCCUCCUCUGAUAACUGUGUUAUUGUUGGCUAUGUGAAGCCGCUAGCAGAAAGAACACCUGAACUUGUUGAGUUAUCUUCAGACUCUGAGGGAUCAGUUGAUGAUAGUAAAAGUGAAGAUGUGAGCAAAGUGCUGCCUAUCCAGUAUCAAAGUUUCAGUGAUACUGAUGUCAGUGGGUAUGCAACACCCUCCUCUCUUGGAUCCAGGGAUGGGAGAUCCAGUUAUAAGGGCAAUAUGUCCCUCUCGAGUAAGAUAAAAUCCAAAAGGAGAGAAACGGAGAAAGGUAAAACAAGGGAGUCUACUGCAAGGAAUUGGCUACGAAGCUCUGUUGCAAAACGAGGUGGAGGUAGUGACGAUGAUGAUGAUUACAGAUUACCUAAAAGAAGGAGGUCUGAAUCUUAUUCACAACAUUCUCACAACAAAGAACACCUUGGCCUGAAAAGUAAGAAAAAGCAUCACAGCAUGGAAAAACGGAGAAGGAGACGGGAUUACAGCCGGCACAAGCACAAGAGAGACAAGAAGAAAUCACGAGAUGAGAGUCUGUCUCGAAAAAGCCAGACUCUUUCUCUAAGUAGUGACAGCAUUGUAUCACGGGAUUUAAGCCGAUCCAGAUCCCGGAGCAAUGAGUAUAGCAGGAGACGAUCAAAAAGCAAAGACAGUGAUUAUUACCUAAGAGACAAUUACCAAAGCAGGUACAAAUGGGAAUAUACUUUUUAUAGUACCAACAUAGCCCGAGAUGGUUAUGAAUACAGAAAGCGGACUGAGGCCAGAGCUCACUAUUCAAGGCAAUCUUCUAGCCCGGACUACAGAGUGCAGGCUUUCUCUGAACGGACAGAUAGUCGAAAUCCUAGAGGCCAUAAUGAAAGCAGAUAUUACUACUAUGAAAGGCGCAGAACAAGAAGUCGAUCUAACAGCAGAUCUAGGACUCCUCCUAUAGGACCAGAGAGAAUGCGAUCCGAAAAGCCCAGUGGAAAAAGGAAGUAUAAAACGCGCCACUUAGAGAGUGCCCACAGAGGCAGUGAAGAAGCCUCUUCUACCAAGGAAGGAAAUGCUCUUCAGAAACAUUUGCCAAAAUAUAGGAGCAGUUACAAAAGAAAAGAGAGUUUUUUGGACAUUCAACAGGAGCCUGAAAGUCAACCCCCCAAAAGGAGGAAAAAGUCAAGAAGCCCAAGUGUAGAAAUCAUUUAUGAAGGGAAAGCCACUGAUGCUAGGCAUCAUAAGAAGAAAAGGAAAAGGGGGAAGAAAUCACACAAAAGCCAUACGGGCUGCUCUGCAUUUUCUUCUCCUGUUAUUAUUACAAUUGACAGUGACAGUGAUAAAGGGCUUGAAACCCAGGGGAAUACUGAGUGUGACAGUAGCUUUUCCUGGAGCCCUUCAGUGCCACAAAAUGAGAGAGACGCAGAGUCUCCUUCCUCCCUCUUUGAAAGCAGAGACUGUAACGAUAGAGAUGAUGAAAUGGAAAGUAUGGGUAGGGACAAUAAUGUUCCCACCACUGCAGGAGAUGCGCAAGAUGAAAUUCUAGAUGGAGUUCCACAGCUCCAGGGUACACCCAAUGGACAUAUUUCUCCUGUGUCAGAUGAUCAGUCAUUGGACACAGAAAAUCAACAUAGCAAUGUAGAAACUGAGUUAUCCAACCAGUUGUCAGCGGUUAGAACAUCUUUAAUACUAAAACUGUCAAAGAAACUGAUGGAAAAUUCACACCGUCAGGACUCACCAAACCAGAAAGUGUAACUUUUUACUCAGUUGUUUUUAAACAAAGGGCCGGGGAAUCUUACAAUUAGAUUUUUCCUAAAUGCAAAAAACCAUUGUGGUUUCUUUGCUAAAGUUUAUGAAAUUACUUCUGUGUGAAGUAUCUCUGAACUUUGAGGUUUUGCACUUAAAUCCAUGAAUGUCGCUAGUAUCUGCCACCCUCUCCAGUUUUCAAACUAUGUUAAACAUUUCCUGUGUCAAAAAAUACUGUAUUGUUCCUCUGUAAUAUAGGUCCCCUGACAUGUCACUGUUUUUAAAACUGUACAGUUAGAAAAUAAUUUUGAUGGUUGCAUUUUUUAUUCAUGUAAAGGGAAAAAUUCAGGUUUCAUUUUGCCAUAAUUUUGAUUUAUAUAGCUUAUUUUGCUCUAGGCCUAUAAGGAUCCAUGAUUGCUGUAAAUAUUUUGGUUCAGACUGCCCAUUAAAAACAUAGAUUUCA